GACAUUGUCAGCGUCUCCAGCCAACUUGGAAUGAUUUGGGAGAUAAAUACAACAAUAUGGAUAACCCACAGGUCUAUGUUGCUAAAGUGGAUUGUACUACAGAUGCUCCACUCUGCUCUGAAUUUGGAGUCCGAGGGUACCCUACCCUAAAGCUUCUUAAACCAGGACAAGAACCUCUGAAAUACCAAGGCCCUAGGGACUUCCAGGCACUGGAAAAUUGGAUGUUGGAGAAACUAAAUGAGGAACCAUCUGAUCCAGAAUCUGAUGUGGAACCACCAAAAGCCCCUGAACCUAAGCAGGGAAUGUAUGAACUCUCAGCAGACAAUUUCAAGAUGCACAUAGCAGAAGGUAAUCACUUUAUCAAAUUCUUUGCCCCUUGGUGUGGUCAUUGCAAGGCUUUGGCCCCAACCUGGGAACAGCUGGCUCAAGCCUUUGAACAUUCAGAAACUGUCAAGAUUGGCAAGGUUGACUGUACCCAGCAUUCUGAAGUCUGCUCUGAGACUCAAGUUCGUGGCUAUCCCACACUCCUCUGGUUUAGGAAUGGUGAGAAGGGUGACCAGUAUAAAGGGAAGAGGGACUUUGAUUCCUUAAAGGAAUAUGUGGAUUCCCAACUACAGAGCUCUGAGAAAGAGCCACCAGCAGAUAAACCCACCGAAGCCCCACAGCCACCCGAGGAACCCACCCAUGUUGAGGUAAGUGCUGCAGUGCUCUCCCUCUCUGAAAAAGACUUUGAUGCAACCAUUGCUAGGGGGAUCACCUUUAUUAAAUUCUAUGCUCCAUGGUGUGGUCACUGUAAGAACUUGGCUCCAACUUGGGAGAACCUUGCCAAAGAGCAAUUUCCAGGUUUGACUGAUGUCAAAAUAGCAGAAGUAGACUGCACUGUGGAACGUAACGUCUGCAACAGAUUUUCUGUACGUGGUUACCCUACACUUCUGCUUUUCCGAGGUGGAAAGAAAGUCAGUGAACACAAUGGAACGAGAGACCUUGAAUCCCUGCAUAGCUUUGUCUUGCGUCAAGCAAGGGAUGAAUUGUAA
Messenger RNA from Chaetura pelagica (chimney swift), 1034 nucleotides. It is a transcript of the gene TXNDC5, whose product is annotated as thioredoxin domain containing 5 (endoplasmic reticulum). Gene Ontology annotation, biological process: protein folding. The transcript is spliced from 9 exons. NCBI's taxonomy places the organism in Eukaryota, Metazoa, Chordata, Aves, Apodiformes, Apodidae. The record is from RefSeq and is a predicted model, not a curated record. Gene Ontology annotation, cellular component: endoplasmic reticulum. Gene Ontology annotation, molecular function: protein disulfide isomerase activity. The coding region runs from base 57 to 1034 and encodes 325 amino acids.